AGAGAUGCAAAAAUCCGAAACCAGAACUUCCUCUACAAGAAUUGCCUCCAGUUGAGCCACUCCCCCUUUGCUCCACCCACAGAGUCUCUAUGAUCACAGCUAGCAGUCCUCAUGACUUUUACGUGCAGCUGUCUACAGAUUCUAAUGAUAUGAGAUUAGCUGAUAUUUCAGCAAAAAUAAAAGAAAUCAUAUCACUCCCCAGGGGGUCUUCAAAUUUUCAAAUUGGGUCACUUGUGAUUGCUCCGUACGAAGACGAAUAUUUUAGAGCAAAAAUUCUGAGUAGGGUCAAAGGAGGUUUCAGGGUUCUAUUCCUUGAUUACGGUAAUGUUUGUGUGGUACCAAAGAAGUCCCUCUAUCCUCUUGAUGAUGUGGCGUUGCUCAACGAACCACCAGCUGCUCUUCACUGCCGUCUUGUUGACGUCAUAUGGACCAACGGGUACCUCUCAUGGCCUGAAGAGGUGUCUGAGUUUUUCCAUAAGAUGACUACUGAUAUUGGCAAGGACCUACUCAUGACGAUAGUACCAGUGUCUACUCCAAAUGAGGAUAGUUCCAUUAUUUCUGUAGCACUGAGGGACAACAGUAUGAGUCUGAUAGGACCUAUCUUCCAUUAA
Molecule: messenger RNA, 611 nt
Organism: Amphimedon queenslandica
Lineage: Eukaryota; Metazoa; Porifera; Demospongiae; Haplosclerida; Niphatidae
Exons: 6
Coding region: 90-611 (173 amino acids)
Source: RefSeq, a predicted model, not a curated record